Molecule: messenger RNA, 255 nt
Organism: Rotaria sordida
Lineage: Eukaryota; Metazoa; Rotifera; Eurotatoria; Philodinida; Philodinidae
Source: the annotation of a GenBank genome assembly
AUGUAUAUAUUGUCUUAUGUUAUAGUACCAGAAACUUGUACGGAUAUGUUUCGAUAUACUAUUGAAUCGUUAUUUAUUACUCAUGCUGAACCAAAUCUUAAUACGAUUGGUAAUGUUUUGAAUGAGGAUCCAAACAUUGGUUAUUAUCCUAUGAAUAAUCCAUGGUUGAUUCGUAGUGAUCAAUGGUGUCAAGGAUUAUUACGUCGACCUCAACUAAAAAGUACAACAUCGAAUGAAACUGUAACAACUAAAUGA